Messenger RNA from Sphaerodactylus townsendi, 1609 nucleotides. It is a transcript of the gene SPOUT1, whose product is annotated as SPOUT domain containing methyltransferase 1. The record is from RefSeq and is a predicted model, not a curated record. Gene Ontology annotation, biological process: miRNA processing; maintenance of centrosome location. The coding region runs from base 172 to 1212 and encodes 346 amino acids. Lineage: Eukaryota; Metazoa; Chordata; Lepidosauria; Squamata; Sphaerodactylidae. Gene Ontology annotation, molecular function: miRNA binding. Gene Ontology annotation, cellular component: spindle pole centrosome; mitotic spindle; kinetochore. The transcript is spliced from 10 exons.
GGCUGGGUCAAAGGGGUGCAUCGCCAGGCUAGUCUCCAGUGGGCUCACAGCCUGGCUUCUGCUUGGUCGGUCUUCCGAGGUAGACUGGCCUGGGACAUGGAGGCUUUACUCUCAGAUGUGGCGACCAGAUGUGGCUUUACUCUCAGCUGGGCGCCUUGAACGAGUUCAGAAAUGUUCUUAAGACCAGAAGAGGCGAGAACCCCUUUGCUUGCGAGAGCUGCACAAGCAGGCUGGACGCGCCCCCUUUCCCGUUUCUGCUUUGCAAAGGGUGAAGAAAGGAAGAUUGACUGGCGGAAAUGGAAGCAAGGAAAAAAGGAGGAGAAGAAAAAAUGGAAGGAGAUAAAGCUGCUGAGAAAAUUGGAAAAGAAGAGAAUGCAGGAGCUGGUGGAGAAACAGAAAGAAGAGGCGAAGCCCGAGGAAGACAAAGGGCGUCACUAUACGGUCAGUGUUGCCCUUCCGGGCUCCAUUCUCAACAACGCGCAGUCACCAGAGCUACGAACUUACCUCGCUGGCCAGAUUGCCAGGGCCUGCACCAUCUUCUGCGUGGACGAGAUUGUGGUGUUCGAUGAACAAGGAGAAGAUCCAAAGACUGUCGAAGGAGAAUUUGAGGGGAUCAAGAAGAGAGGGCAUGCCUGUGUUCAACUGGCCCGGAUUUUGCAGUAUCUGGAGUGUCCACAAUACCUAAGGAAAUCUUUUUUCCCCAAACACCAGGAUCUGCAGUUUGCAGCACUGAUCCACUCACUUCUUGUUCCAGACAGCAGAACAUGGAAGGGCACAGUAGUGUCGUCACACAAGCCCCGAACCGUUUCGGGCCUUUACUGGGGCUACAGCGUUCGCUUAGCUUCCUGUUUGAGUGCCGUGUUCGCGGAAUGCCCUUUCAAAGAAGGCUACGAUCUCUCCAUCGGGACGUCUGAGCGGGGGAUCUCAGUGGACCAGGCCCCCCUGCCUCCUUUCAGCCACGCUCUGAUCGUUUUUGGCGGCCUGCAAGGCCUAGAAGCCGGUGUGGAUGCUGACCCAAACUUGGAGGUCUCAGAUCCAAGCACGGUGUUUGACCUGUAUCUGAACACCUGUCCGGGGCAAGGGAGCCGCACCAUCAGGACUGAGGAAGCAAUACUCAUCUCUCUAUCAGCGCUGAGACCCCGGAUUGACGAGAAAAGCAAAGAAAAGCAGCAGCAGCUGAAUAAAAGGCACCAACCAGAUGUAACAAACUGAACACUUCUCGACUGGCCCCCCAAUUGCUCUUGGUGACUAAACUAAAAAAGGUGACUGGGGGACUUAAAUCCCCCAAAUUGCUUGAACAUGAUUCCCACCGCCUGAUAAGGGUCAAGAAGCAGAACAAAAUGGACUUGUAGGGUGAAAACAACUUCAUUUGGAGCACCCAAACGCAGAGGAGGAAUUGGGUGAGCUGCAAGGUUGGCGGAGGCUGUGGAGUCUUAGGAGAAAAUUCCAGUUCUGAACAUGUCUACAUAUGUAAAGCAGGAACAACAUUAAUAAUUCUAUGGUCUACCCUGCAGACUUCCAAGGAAGAUGGAAUUUUAAAAAAUGAAUGUCUGGCAUGAUAAAAUAUGAUAUUGUAGAGUUAUUUUAAUAAAACGGGCAACUUUCUAAA